AUGACCUCCACGACAGCAGGUUGGCAGAAGAUGCAGGCUGCCCGCGCGCCUGACAGCUUGGACCCCCAGUGGGUGAAAAGCCUUGACGAGGGCUAUGCUGUGCUCCGGCAGACGUUCAAGUCUGGCAGGACGAAGUCGUAUGAGUGGCGAAGAUCCCAGUUGCUGGCGCUGGAGCAGAUGAUCAAGACCGAGGAGCUGAGGAUGGCAGAGGCCGUGGCCAAGGACCUGAGAAGACCUCAGGCAGAGACGCUGUUGAUGGAAACCACCGCAGUUCAGAGUGAGGUCCAGCACGCGCUCUCUAACCUCCGUAGCUGGAUGAGACCAGAAAGUGUGUCGACACCGGCAUUCCUUCAACCAGCAUCCUCCUGGAUCCGGAGGGAGCCAAAGGGGCUCGUCCACAUCAUCAGCCCGUACAACUUCCCCUUCAACCUCACCUUUGGUCCAUUGAUCGCCUCGAUCUCGGCCGGGAACUGUGCUGCCAUCAAGGUGCCCGAGCAGACAGAAGCAAGCUCCAAUUUAAUCAAGGAGCUGUGCGAGAAAUACCUGGACACGGACGCUUGCCGAGUUUUUCUCGGAGCCAUUCCUGAAGCGACGGAGUUGCUCACGCGCCGCUGGGACCAUAUCUUCUACACAGGCAAUGGCUUCGUGGGGCGAAUCGUCAUGGAAGCAGCCGCGAAGCACUUGUGCCCUGUAACGUUGGAAUUGGGCGGCAAGUCGCCGGUUGUCUUCGACAAAGGCUUGUCUGCCAGUCAGCUGAAAUUGGCGGCGAAGCGGAUCGCCUACGUCGGUCUCUUCGUCAAUGCCGGCCAGAUCUGCGUCAGUCCUGACUACGUGUUGGUCCAUAAGGACGUUGAGGGAGAUCUCAUCGCUGCACUGAAGGAGGCAAUCCAGACAAUGAACCCUCCGGGAAACUCCACGGAAAAUUUGGGCAGACUUGUCCACAAGAGGCACUAUGACCGCAUCAAGGGCCUGAUCGACACUUCUGGGGGUCAGAUCGUCUGUGGCGGUGCAACUGCAGAGGCCGGAGCAGACGAGUCGAACUGCUUUGUGCCGCCGACGAUCAUCUCAAGCCCGGACCUGCGGUCUCCCGCAAUGGCGGAGGAGAUAUUUGGGCCAGUGAUAUCCGUCCUGCCCGUGGAGAGCCUAGAUGCUGCCAUUGAAAUCAUCAACGAGCGCGAGACGCCACUGGCUCUCUACGUCUUCUCGCCGAGCAGUUCACGGGCAAAGCAUGUCAUGGACAGCACGAACAGUGGCGGCGUGUGCAUCAACGACGCGAUGAUGCACCUCGCGAGCCCGAUGCUUCCCUUCGGGGGGGCUGGGCCAAGCGGCUUCGGAGCGUAUCAUGGAAAGUUUGGCUUCGAUGAGCUUACCCAUAAGCGCGCAGUGCUAUCAAGGUCACUUCUCCUGGACGUCGAGCGCUUCCCGCCAUACAAAGACUUCUGGGUGAAGGAGCGCCGAGACUUCUCCGCUUUGCCAGGUGGUGCGCUUCGCGUGGCUGGGCCCAUCCUCGAUACUGGUAGAUGCCUGAACCACGGCCUUGCCCUCAACCUAGGCCUUGGCUUCUUAAGGACGUUGCACCGGCUGCAGUCUACAGCGGCCUAUGCUGCCAGGCAGCUCGAGGCGUCAAUGCGGCGGCUUCUGGCCAAUCAGCCCCAGGCUUCCUCCCCGGAGCAGGUGUCUUUGCACAUGGCCAAGCUGGAUACCCACUUGGCGCUGCUGGGCGAGGAGUUGUCGAACCUCCGGCGCAUGGAUCGAGACGAGAAGCCCACAAGCACCAGGGUCGAGGACUUGCAGAAGCGCGUGUACUUCCUGCAGGCACAGGUUGCCCACGUGGAGCAAAUGGCAGCAAGCUGGGAAACAGUGUUGAAGGCCGGAGAGCGCUCCAAGAUGCAUUGCGGCGUGUCGCGGCUCCAGAGUUCGGUCCAAACAGUGCACCGGCAGCUGGAUGAGCUGACCCAGCAGGCGGUCGAGGGCCACAUGGGCGACCCGCGCACUGACCCAGACUACGCACCUGCACACCUGGAGGCAACUUUGGAGGCCAUCAAGGAGGAGGGCACGGCCCUGGACCGGAGUCAGCAAACCCUGAUAGCACAGGGCACUGCCCCGAACAUGGAUGGCCUGAGUGAUCUCCAAGGUCGCCUUCACUUUUUCCAGGAACUCCUGCGCUGUGUCACAGAGGCCGUGGCGAAGAACGACCACGGCUCCACUCUGCAAAGCAUUGUGCGCCACCGGCCGCAGAAUCCGAAGCGCAGUGCGCUGCCUCCCCUCUCUGCACGAUCGGAAACGGACGAUAUCAGGGAGCUUGUGGAGGAGCCGCCACUGCAACCAGCACAGCAGGCCCGGGCGGAUCUCUACGAGUCCUCGCCGUUGCCUCCUGACCGGGGACCAGCGGCCAUGGGACGUCGGGAGAUGUCGUUGGAGCAGAUGAGGGAGGAAAUCGAUGAGGAACGGAAGCGCUACAUCGCCUAUCACCUGGUGCGGGAUGAGCUCGGUGGCGCCUCCUCUCUCUCAACCACCCAAACCUCGUACUUCUGA
This is a messenger RNA of Symbiodinium natans, 2535 nucleotides long. NCBI's taxonomy places the organism in Eukaryota, Dinophyceae, Suessiales, Symbiodiniaceae. The record is from the annotation of a GenBank genome assembly.